Messenger RNA from Cyanistes caeruleus (blue tit), 4017 nucleotides. The record is from RefSeq and is a predicted model, not a curated record. Lineage: Eukaryota; Metazoa; Chordata; Aves; Passeriformes; Paridae.
AUGCAGGUGCUGGCUGCUGGGAUUUUCUCUGACCUCAUCCGCGGCUCCUGUGUCACUGACUUGGAUGUGGCAGAUGGAGAGGGCCUAGAUCCCAUCUCCUGCUCCUCCAGAAGCCUUUCCAUCGUUGGGUUGGCCUCGGCAGACGGGCUCGCCAGCUUCCGCAGCUUCCUGCGCUCCGAGUUCAGCGAGGAGAACGCCGAGUUCUGGGUGGCCUGCGAGGACUACAAGAAAACCAAGUCCCCUGUGAAGCUGGCGGAGAAGGCCAAAAAGAUCUAUGAGGAGUUCAUCCAGACUGAGGCACCCAAAGAGGUGAACAUCGACCACUUCACCAAGGCUAUGACCAUGAAGAACCUGGUGGAGCCAUCACCAACCAGCUUUGACAUGGCCCAGAAGAGGAUCUUUGCCCUGAUGGAGAAAGACUCCCUGCCCAGAUUCGUGCGGUCGGAGUUUUAUCAUGAGUUGAUCAAGUAGCAAUGCAGCAGGGCUGUGCAAGGCAUCCCCACUGCUUCUGUCUAAACACCCGCCCCUUCUCCUGCAGCCGCUUUGCUUCCUCCAUACCGCCCUAGAACAGCACCCAGGGGUGUUGCUGAACACCUCCCCCCGUGCUUUGGACCGUCAGAUGUCCUGGUGUUUCCUCUGUUGCCAUCUCUUUCCUCUCCCACAAAAGACCAAUUUGCAGAAAGUCCCUGGUGCUGGGACCCAGAAGGGUGAGGGAUCAGCCCCAGCCCUGCAGUGCCAGGGGCCACAUGGCCAGCUGACACAUCCCUGGUGCUGCGGAGCUUGGCAGUAGCUGGAGGCUCUGAGGUGCUGACUUUGUCCUCUCAGGACUCCUUGGAACGUGACAAUCUUGCUCCCAGCGUUGCCCACACUGCUGCUUUGGCCCGGGCUCGCUCUCUCCUCCCGGUUCCCAGGGUGCUGCUGACACUGCACAGGUGCCUGCAGGCGCUCCCCUCCCUGGCCAGGCUGAGCUCAGACACCUCCACUGCCUGCUGGGCAUCACUUCCUCCCAGAGCAGGCAGCAGUGGCACGUACAGCAAGGAGGGCACUGUGACAGGCACGGCAGGGACCGCUGUACGGCACAGCCGGCUGGCACCGGGGCUGGGCACAGAGAGCUCGGGGUCAGCCUGUUUGCUUCCCUCCAAACACAAAAACAAGAGGAUAAAACGAGACCUGUUGGUCCAAAACACCAGGACUGUUCAGCAGCUCGGAGCUCCUGCUCGCUCCAGCCUUGCACGACGCCCUGAGCUCCCGGGGCCCGUCCUGUGCCAGGGCACAGCCUGCCUGGUGCUGGGAUGGCAGCUCCGGGCUGCCCCAGGGCUCUCCUCUUCCAGCCGCUUCUCCCUGCAGUAGGCACGCCAAAGCAACGCUUCUGCACAAACCCAACACAGGGACGUUGAGCACAGGAGAGAGGGAGGUCAUGCUGGGGGGGAAAAGAAAGAUUAAAUUCCAGAUGUUCAGAUCCAAUUUGAAAAAUCCAAACCAAACCCAAAAAAACAAACGCAAACUCCAAGCUGUCAUUGGAAACAUGAAAAAUAACCCCCUGGCUUCCAGAGCAGAGUGCAGACCCUGCUGAGUUUGUGUAGCCUGCAUCUCUUGCUCCUGCCUCCUCCUGUCUGCCCAGGCCGUGUGUUUCCACAGGCUCUCUCGAAAAAGGACCAUCUGCUUUCUAAUGGUUCAAAGCCAGCCCUCUGCCAACAGAAUAAAUCACACCUGAGGAUGGGGCAAGGACACAGAUGAAAAGCAGCCCCUGGGGUCUCAUUUCAGCCUUGAGGGAAAUGUGAUAAACCCCUGCUCCACAGGCCUGGAUGGUUCAUUCCCGUUUGGUUCCCUGGUGCAUCAUCCCCGGGGUCAUGGCUUGCAAAGAGCUGCUUCAUCCAGCCUGGCAGGUGCCAGCAAACAUCCGUGCUGCCCGCGGGCUCCCCGGAGCAGCCCCUUCCCCGGGGCUCAGCCCUCUGCCAGCCACGGGACCCCAUGCAAAGCACAAUAACACAAACAACGGAUUCACCAGCCUCUCCAAGACUUUCAAAAUCCCAUCAAAACUCCACCAGCCCCAAAUAUUUACACGUUGUCACUAUGGCGAUGAAGAAAAAUACAUCGGAGCUGCAGACAAAUCCGAGCUGCAGGAAAUGGGCUGUGUCUUCCAGGCAGGAGAGGGGAGGCAGGGGAAGGAUGGAGGCAGUCACAAACGUGACUCUUUUUUUAAGCUCUGGAGCAAAAGGCCUGGGAAAGUCGGUGCUGGAGCAGCAGGGGUGAUGCUCACAGGCAUUCCCCUGGGGUGAAUGCAGAGGGUGGCUGGGGUGACCCUAAAGAGCCCAAGGCAGAGCAUGAGCAGCAGGAGGGUCCCAUCAAAAGGGCACAGGACCCUGGCAGUGCAAGGGGGAGGCAGAAGCAGGGCUGGGUGCGGGGUGGGGAGCUCGGCCAUCCCCCCUGCUGCAGGCUGCUCCCCCACCUCUGCCUGCACACCCUCCCUGCACCCUCCCAACGUCCCCGUGGAGCCAAUACAAGUGGGUUCAGCACGUUCGAGCUCCUCAUUUACAGCGUGACUCAGAAAUGCUAAACCAAACAGGCUUCCCUGCAGAAGGACCUGGAUCUUCCAUUUCUACUUCAUCCUUUGGCAGCUAUUUCCAGACCCCCUCACCUGUUUCACAGUUAAAUGCCACCACCACCAAUGCCACAGGGCCGGGAUGCCGCUGGAGGCUCUUGCCACGCACCACAAGGCCUGGGACGUCAGUGCCGCAGCAGGAACACGUGGGGCAGGGAGAAGGUGUCUAGGUAUGUAUGUGCUGAACAGAAAGGUGCAGGAUUCAGGAGAGACAAAACAGCCCUGUUGGCAAUCCCUCCCUGGCUCCAUUUCUGCUAAAAUGCUGGAAGUCUACCUUGGGGGCUGCCAGUGACCUACUGGGUGGCCAGGAAAUGUGGCCACUGAAGCAUUUUGGAGCUCUAGGGAAGUUGUGUUUGUGUAGAAGGGUCAUUUGGCUAAUUACUCGAGCAGGCUUGCCCAGAAAGGUGGCAACACCUGUACCAGCCCCAUGGCCCAGCUUUCCACAGGCCCAGAGGUAUUUACUAUCGGGCUGAUGCCAACCAUAUUUCUGGUAUGAGAUACUUCAUGUAUUUUAUCACUCUAGCUCUCAUGAAAUUUGGCAUAUAUAGCAGUAUAUAAACACAACAUGUACUCCUGUACUCAUAUAUACACGUAACAUAUACACACACAUAUAUACUUGUAACAUGGGCAUCCCAACCCCCUGAGGCAGAGAGCCAAAAAGCAGAGUUUCUGGAUGUGGUGCUCAGGGUCCAUCACAGAGGGGAUGUGUGUGGGCUUUGCGUGGUCCCAGACCCUCUUGAGGGAAACCACGGCCAUCCAGCUGAGCGAGCACAAAGGUGCAUCCCCCAGAACCACGCUGUGCCCGUGGGCUCUGUGCCACCCUGGGCAGGUGCAGGAGGCAGAUCUCGUGUUCCCGAGGGACCCCCAUCUCUGCCGUGGGGCAAGGCAACCCCACGCUGCAGCCAGGGCCGUGGGGCACCAGGCACUGCCUCCACGCCACCCUGGCACCUGCUCCCUGCCACGGGCACGUGUGGAAAAGGGCUCCCUGCAGCUGCAUCCCCCAGAGGAACAGCAGGAGAUGGUUUGAUGUGUGUUUUAUGGUGACCUCAGCGACCCAGAGCCUCGCACCUCAUCCAUCACAGGGUGAAGCACCCAGCUCCUGCCCUGUGUGCUGAGGCUGGGCUCUGCCAAAGCCCAGUGGCCCAGAGUGUCCCAGAGCUCACCAGGCUCCCCUCAGGCCCUGGUCACUCCCUGGAGGGUGCUGCACGCUGUGGCCAAUGGCUGGAGCAAAGGCAGAGGGGCACAUCAGCUCCCCACACCCUGCAGGUUUUCCGUCUGGAGUUCUCUGUGGGAUUUCCACUGCAGAUAUUCAUGUGGGGAGGAUGGGAGGUGUGCACUGAGGAGUUGUGUUAACCCAUGUCCAUGUACCACUCAGUAAUCCACACAUAAACAUGUAUUUCUGCUACUGUCUCAAA